GAGACACACAGAACCGAACACAAAGCCUUCCUCUUUAUUAUAUUGUCUAAACUCCAGAUCUCUAUCUUUGGCCACACGUCCAUUCUCACCUCAGAUACUCUCUACUUGUAUAUAAUAUAAUAUACACACACAUACUCAACAGAGCUGACACUUCUUCUUCUUGAUAUUGAUUGGUUGAGUUUUGCAAGCUUUUUCAUGAACUAAACCAAGUUCAUGUUAUUCUCAUCACUUCUUGCAUAACCCCUUUUAACCAUGAAUUCUUGGAAUGUUUGUAUCUUUACUUACAAAAAGAUGAUACUAACUUAUAGAAGGAAAUAAGCCCUUUUCUUGGUUGAUGAGUUGGGUAUUUGAUACAUGGUUUGAGUGAAUUAUGGUGGUGAUUUGAAAAGGGUUUAUCAAAGAUUUGAUCUUUUUGGUUUGGGAGUGAGGAAAAGUGUAAAUACAUUGAGUUUUGUUUAUACUGAAGUUGAUUCUGUGAUUGUUUUUUUUGUUUUUGUUUCUGUGAAGAAAUGGCAUCAGGGAGCAGCAAAGCAUCAACACAUUCACCUAUGAAGCAGAAUGAGAGCCAGACUUCUGGUCAGGAUCAAGGUCAGUUUUCAGGGACUCGAAAUGUGAGGGAGACAGUUAGUAAAGCAGUGGCUCAGUAUACUACAGAUGCUAGGCUUCAUGCUGUGUAUGAGCAAUCUGGAGAGUCUGGUAAAUCUUUCGAUUAUUCGCAGUCUAUUAGAACUGAUAAUGAUUCUGUACCUGAACAACAAAUUGUUGCAUAUUUGUCUAAAAUACAAAGAGGGGGUCUUAUUCAGCCUUUUGGUUGUAUGGUUGCUGUUAAUGAGUCUACUUUUCAAGUUAUUGGUUAUAGUGAAAAUGCAAGAGAUAUGCUUUGUCACUCCCCACAAUCAGUCCCUAAUAUUGAGAAACCGGAGUUUAUUAGAAUUGGAGUGGAUGUGAGAACGCUUUUCACUCCUACGGGGGCAGCUUCGUUGGAAAGGUCUUUUAGGGCUCGUGAAAUUGCGUUGUUGAACCCAAUUUGGAUUUAUUGUAAGAAUUCUAGAAAACCAUUUUAUGCAAUUUUACAUAGGAUUGAUGUUGGGAUUGUAAUUGACUUGGAGCCUGCAAGGACAGAGGAUCCUGCUCUGUCAAUUGCGGGGGCUGUGCAGUCACAGAAGCUAGCUGUGCGUGCAAUUUCACAUCUGCAGUCACUUCCAAGUGGAGAUAUCAAGCUUCUAUGUGAUGCUGUUGUUCACAAUGUGAAGCAGCUUACUGGAUAUGAUAGGGUCAUGGUUUAUAAGUUUCAUGAGGAUGAACACGGUGAAGUACUGGCCGAGAGCAGGAGGCCAGAUUUGGAUCCUUAUCUUGGAUUACACUAUCCUGCAACUGACAUUCCUCAGGCUUCUAGGUUUCUGUUUCAGCAAAAUCGGGUUAGGAUGAUUGUGGAUUGUCAUGCCACAUCAGUUCCCGUAAUCCAGGAUGAUUCACUUAUGCAACCAUUGUGUUUGGUUGGUUCAACUCUUAGGGCUCCUCAUGGUUGCCAUGCUCAGUACAUGGCUAACAUGGGAUCAAUUGCGUCAUUGGCUAUGGCAGUUAUUGUCAAUGCGACUGGUGAGGAAGGUACGCGGGGGAGGAACUCUACCAGACUAUGGGGAUUAGUUGUUUGCCAUCACACGUCUGCUAGAAGCAUCCCAUUCCCACUCCGCUAUGCUUGUGAAUUUUUAAUGCAGGCAUUUGCACUCCAACUCAAUAUGGAAUUGCGACUGGCAUCCCAAAUGUUGGAGAAACAUGUCCUAAGAACCCAAACCUUGUUGUGUGACAUGCUCCUUCGAGAUUCACCUACCGGCAUUGUGACAACAAGUCCUAGUAUUAUGGACCUUGUGAAGUGUGACGGUGCUGCACUUUACUACCAAGGGAAGUACUGUCCAUUAGGCGUGACCCCAACUGAAGUUCAGAUAAAGGAUAUUGUAGAGUGGUUAUUGGCUUUCCAUGGGGAUUCAACUGGGUUGAGCACUGAUAGUUUGGUUGAUGCUGGAUAUCCGGGCGCAGCAUCACUUGGAAAUGAAGUUUGUGGGAUGGCUGUUGCUUAUAUCACCUCGAGGGAUUUUUUGUUCUGGUUUCGGUCUCACACGGAGAAGGAGAUCAAAUGGGGUGGUGCAAAGCAUCAUCCAGAGGACAAAGACGAUGGUCAGAUGAUGCACCCACGCUCAUCAUUCAAGGCAUUUUUGGAAGUGGUAAAGGGCCGUAGUUUACCCUGGGAGAAUGCUGAAAUGGAUGCAAUCCAUUCUUUGCGUCUUAUUCUACGAGACUCAUUUAAUAAUGCGGAGGAGAGUAAUCCUAAGACAACUGCACUUGCUAAGGUGGAAACCACUGAGUUGCAAACUAUUAAUGAGCUCAGUUCAGUUACUAGAGAGAUGGUUAGACUGAUAGAAACUGCAACAGCUCCCAUAUUUGCGGUGGAUAUUGAGGGCCGCAUAAAUGGGUGGAAUGCAAAGAUUGCUGAAUUGACAGGUUUGUCAGUUGCGGAAGCAAUGGGAAGGUCCUUGGUUCAUGAUCUUGCUUAUAAGGAAUCAGCGGAAACUGUUCACAACCUGUUGCAUAAUGCAUUAAGAGGUGAAGAAGAGAAGAAUAUUGAGAUAAAAUUGAAGACAGUCAAUGGGGAAACAGAUAGUGCCAUCUUUCUUAUAGUGAAUGCUUGUUCUAGCAAAGACUACACAGAAAAUAUAGUUGGGGUGUGCUUUGUUGGUCAGGACGUUACUGUUCAGAAAGUGGUUAUGGACAAAUUUAUUAACAUACAAGGCGAUUACAAGGCUAUUGUUCAUAGUCCGAACCCUCUGAUUCCGCCUAUAUUUGCUUCAGAUGAGAAUACGUGUUGCUCAGAGUGGAACAGGGCAAUGGAAAAACUCACUGGUUUGGGCAGAGAGGAUGUCAUCGGGAAGGUGCUGGUCGGGGAUGUUUUUGGCAGCAGUUGUCGGCUGAAGGGCCCAGAUGCUCUUACAAAAUUCAUGAUCAUCCUGCAUAGUGCAAUAGGUGGACAGGAAACAGAUAAAUACCCUUUUUCCUUCUUUGACCAGAGCGGAAAGUUCGUGCAAGCUCUUCUGACUGCACAUAAGAGGGUUAAUAUGCAAGGCCAGGUCAUAGGAGCUUUCUGUUUCCUGCAGAUAGCAAGUCCAGAGCUGCAGCAAGCUUUAGAAGUGCAGAGGCAACAUGAAAAUAAAUCGUAUGGAAGAAUGAAAGAAUUGGCUUACAUAUGCCAAGAAAUAAAGAAACCCCUUAGCGGCAUACGAUUUACUAAUUCUCUUCUUGAAGCCACGAAUUUGACUGAAGAUCAGAAACAGUUUCUUGAGACUAGUGCUGCCUGUGAGAAACAGAUGUUAAAGAUUAUAAAGGAUGUCAAUCUGGAGCAGGUUGACGACAGUUCUUUAGAGCUUGAAAAGGCAGACUUCUUGCUUGGUGGUGUCAUAGAUGCUGUUGUUAGUCAAGGAAUGUUAAUGCUGAGGGAAAAAGGUCUGCAACUAAUUUGUGAUAUUCCAGAGGAAAUCAAAACACUAUGUGUUUAUGGUGAUCAAAUAAGAAUACAACAGGUCUUAGCAAAUUUUCUGUUGCAUAUGGUGCGUCAUUCCCCAUCUCCACAAGGUUGGGUAGAAAUUAAACUUCAGAUUAGUUUGAAGCAGAUAUCUAAUGGAGUUACCAGUAUGCGCAGCGAAUUUAGGAUUGUCUGCCCUGGUGAAGGCCUUCCAUCCGAACUGAUUCAAGACAUGUUUAACAGCAGUGCGUGGGUGACUCAAGAAGGUCUAGGAUUAAGCAUGUCCAGGAAAAUCUUAAAGCUUAUGGAUGGCGAUGUUCAAUAUAUCAGAGAGGGAGAAAGAUGCUACUUUCAUAUAAUUUUAGAACUUCCUGUAAGUCAAAAUAGUUCUGGUAAUGUUGGAUAGGUUCCUGAAUCAUCCCAUUAUUUAGUUCGGAUAAAAUCCUCUAACAAGGUAUGACUGCAGCCUCCCACAAUGCAAAGCUCUUCUAAUGUAAUGUGCAAGUCAUUCAAACAAGUAUUCACUUGCUUGCAGAAGAGCAAAGUUUCAACAAUUUAGGAAACAAAAUUUAAUAUAGGCUAAGCUUUUAUCAAGUCCAUACGAGGAACUGUUUACAACCAAGUAGAGAUCCAGUAAUUGCAUCUGCAAUUCUUUGCCCCAUUGUGUAAUAAGGCUAUUAUGCUCCAACUUAUUUACCAUUUAAUGGUGAGUGUUUUGAAGUUCCCAACUAACAAGUAACUCUGUUUUUUUCUAAUGUAGCAGAUCUUAUUAAAGUUCCAGUUUACUUUGUUGCUGA
Daucus carota subsp. sativus is the source of this 4311-nucleotide messenger RNA. Its product is annotated as phytochrome B. Gene Ontology annotation, biological process: red, far-red light phototransduction; regulation of DNA-templated transcription; detection of visible light. NCBI's taxonomy places the organism in Eukaryota, Viridiplantae, Streptophyta, Magnoliopsida, Apiales, Apiaceae. Gene Ontology annotation, molecular function: protein homodimerization activity; phosphorelay sensor kinase activity; photoreceptor activity. Bases 510 to 3920 code for a protein of 1136 amino acids. The record is from RefSeq and is a predicted model, not a curated record. The transcript is spliced from 4 exons.